CGGGAGAUGUAAUUUACGUUUGUCUUAUCGCUUUAAUUUUUUUGAUAUUGUUAUUGAAAAAUGUGACACUAUUUUUACAAUAAGGACAUUAUUUUGUUAAUAGUAUAUGUGUAGUGGACGGCGAUUUAGGUUACUAUAAUGAUAUCAUGUAAAAAGUAACUCAAUUUAAAUGAAAGACCAAUCACUGUAUCCAGACACUAUGGGGAUCAUGUACGAAAAACGGCCUCUCAAGAGGCCCCGAUUAGGCCCGCCAGACGUGUAUCCGCAAGAACCUCGUCAAAAAGAAGAUGAACUCACUUCUACUAACGUAAAGCAGGGUUUUUCUACAACCCCGCAUUCUAGUGACGAGUUUGGCACUGCUAGGAAUUUCAACUAUUCUGCGUCUAAGAUAGGACAGUUUUUCUCUGGAAUUUUGUCCAAAAAGGAAGAACUUAAUACCCUUCCUGACUGUGGCAGGAAAAGACAACAAGUAAAUCCUAAAGAUAACUUCUGGCCAGCCACGGCUAGGACCAAAGCUCAAAUAGAAGCAUGGUUUAAGGAUUUAGCAGGAAGUAAGCCACUGUCCCAGCUAUCCAAAAAGGCACCCAAUUUUAAUAAGAAGGAAGAAAUAUUUAUAACAUUAACAGAAUACCAAGUGUCAAUGCCAAGAGCAGCAUGGUUCAUCAAACUUAGCUCUGCAUACACCGUGGCCGUCUCCGAAGCCAAGAUCAAGAAGAGGCAGCUCCCAGAUCCCACAACAGAAUGGACCUCUACUCUAAUUAAAUUCCUGAAAGAUCAAAUACCAAAGCUAGCAGAACAUUACCAGUGUGCAGCCUCGGGGAGCGUGUCCGACAAGACACCGCCGUCUCAGUCAGGACAAGGCACGCCCAGUCAUAAUUCCUCUGGCAACCCGCCGGGUAGCUCAACUCCUAAUAGUUCAACUAUACCUAAUUCUAUGCACUCUCCAGGGAAUACGAACACUCUGGGGUCGUCAACACCCAGCUCCUCAGAAGGCACGGACUGGCGGCAAGCCCUGAAGCUGUGGAACUACUGCUGCCGGCUCGCCAAGUACCUUAUGGACGAGGGCUUGUUAGACCGGCACGACUUUCUCACAUGGAUAAUUGACUUGCUUGAUAAGAGAGCAGCUGAUGAUGGUUUAUUGAGGCUUUUCCUUCCAUUGGCAUUACAACACAUGAGCGAAUUCGUGUUCUGCGAAGGCCUGUCGAGGCGGUUGGCGACCACUUGUGCUAAGAAAGCGGCCGCAAUCUGUUCCGUGUUGUCUGAUAGCACGAUACGCACUCUCAACCAACCUUUAGCUUUUUCCAAAAGCACAGACAGAUCAGGAGAUCCACUCAGAUCAAUGUCUCCGGCUACAGAACAAGGCAUUAACGAACUGAAACCUAUGUUAUCACAAAUGAAGCGUUCGGGAACGCCGGCGGAACACAGCCAGGGUUCUCUUAGCACCAAUCACUCCUCGUUAGGAACACCCAACCCGCACUCACUGGGUACACCUAAUCCUUUAGGCACACCGAAUCCCACGCAGGGAAUUGACGUCAAAGAAGAAUACAAUAGGCCCAUAAAGGAGGAAUAUAAUAGACCUAUAAAGGAAGAAUACAACAGACCUGUAAAGGAGGAAUAUAAUAGACCUAUAAAAGAAGAAAACGGCUCGCCUAUACGAGAUACGAAAACCACUCUGACGGCGGUGAUCACAGCAGCACUCAAUCCGAUCCAAGUGGGGUUCGGCGAGGUGUUGACCUGCCCCUACCACAGGGAUGUCAUCAUUCAACUGGCGGCGAUCUUACAGAUAAUUUGCGUAGAAUGUCCCACGGCUAUGGUAUGGUCGGGCUGUGGUUCAUCACUUCAGGGGUCGCCCCUAGACUUGCUGCCGCUGCCGCCGUCCGCUCUGCCUAUGCCUCAUAUGGACUCUGAAAUUACUGAAGACCACAGGAAAAUGGUUUAUGAAGCUGAACAGAAAAUUUCCGCAAGAAGCAAAAAGGCAGAAAGCAAAUGGUGUACUGAUAAAUGGCAAACUAGCUCUCAAGCGCGCGUGCUGGCCGUGCUGGAGGCCUUGGACCGGCACUGCUUCGACCGCGUGGAUCCCAACAAUAAUCUGGAUACGCUCUACAAGGAGGUGUUCGCUCAUUGCACGCCGCCCUCCAAGGAUACUGACAUCAAGGACCCAGAGUGGGCGUGUUCGUACGCGGUGGUGCGCGUGCUGUGCGAGUGGGCCGUGUGCGGCGCGCGCUGGGGCGAGCACCGCGCCAUGGCCGCCGCCGCGCUGCUGGACAAGCGGCAGCAGCAGCUGCUCCACCAGCACCACGACCAUCAUGCACACGCCACCGGGUCCGACGACAAGGAGUCCGUUACGUCGGGCAAUGGCCUGUACAACGGGCCUCCAAUAUUCCAAAGCCUUUUAUUACGAUUCCUAGACUGCGACGCGCCUGUACUAGACGACAGUCCGAACGUGCCGCCAAGCAACCGGCAACAGUUCGCCAACCUGGUGCACCUGUUUGGCGAGCUUAUACGCCGCGACGUGUUCUCGCACGACGCUUACAUGUGCACGCUCAUCUCGAGAGGCGACCUGAUUUCCCCGACGGAACCCACGUCGUCGUCGGGCAGCAGCAGCACCGCGGCCCCCGCCACCGGCGGCAGCGCCUCGCACAACAUGGACGACGACACAUUCGAGGGCAUCGACCUCAAACCCAAGAUGGAGGAACAGGCGCGAAUGGAUAUGGACGGUUCGAAAAUAGACGACGAACUCCAUAUGCUGUUGCAAAAUAUCAAAGAAGAUCAACAAAACUCUAUGGACGCGCCUGACAGCCCCAAGGAUCCCGGAGAAUCGUCACACAGCGUCAACUCUCCCAUGAUGGGCUCUGGCAGCAUGAGCAUACCUGGUAUGAACUCAAUGGGAAUGGGUCCCAUGUCCGUCUCAGGCAUGCGCACGGGGUCGGCGGGCGAGUCGUCCGGCAGCACGGCGCCGGCGGCGGCGUCGCGGCACUACAGCUACACCAUGCACUUCCCGCUGCCGCCCGCCGAGCCCGACCACACGCCGCACGACGCCAACCAGCGCCACAUCCUGCUGCACGGCGUCGGACGCCAGCGCGACGACGCCAAGCAUCAAGUCAAGAAGAUGACCAAAGAAAUAUGCAAAUUAUUUUCAAAGAAAUUCUCAAUCGACGUGGCCGAGGGCGGCAAAGUGAAGAAACACGCUCGGAGCGAGUUCAACUUCGAAGCCGUCACACAAAAAUUUCAAGCGAUGUCGAUGUACGAGCAAGGCGCGGUGUCGUGGGCGGUGGGCGGCGCGGUGUGCGAGGCGCUGGCGGCCUACGCGGCGGGCGCCACCACCUACCUGCCGCAGCCCGAGCACGUCGCCUUCGCUCUCGACCUCAUGGAGAUAGCGCUUAAUGUGCACGGUCUUAUCGAGACCUGUAUACAGAUUUUGAAAGAGCUGUCAGAGGUGGAAGGCGCGCUGAUAGCGCGCGGCGCGCCGAGCACCGGGCUCGCGGCGCCGCGCGCGUACACCUCUGCGCUGGCGCUAUACACGGUCGGCGCUCUCCGGAGAUACCACUCCUGCUUGCUGUUGUGCGUAGAGCAGACGUCGGCGGUGUUCGAGCAGCUGUGCCGGCUGGUGAAGUGCGUGGUGAACCCGGGCGACUGCGGCUCGGCGGAGCGCUGCGUGCUGGCGCAGCUGCACGACCUGUACAAGGCGGCCGCGCACCUCUGCCACGCGCCGCACGCCGACACCUUCGCCAACGCCUACCCCAAGAUCAAGCAAGCGCUGUACUCGCCGCUGCAGCCGACUCCCUCGAGCUAUGUGUACAACCCGCAGUUCCUCAGCGAGUUCUUCGCCAACCCGCGCAAGGGUAAACUAGAAAUGUCUUGGGCGCGGCAAGUGGGUGAGUCGGCGGCCAACAGGUAUAGCUUCGUGUGCUCCGCCAUGCUGGCAGUGUGCCGCGAAGUUGACAACGACAGAGUGAACGAGCUGGGCGUGCUAUGCGCGGAGAUGACAGCGUGGUGCAGCGGACUGGCGGCCGAGUGGGUGGGCGCGCUCGUGGCGCUGUGCGGCGCGCAGCACUACCCCGCCGCGCCGCACGCCGCGCCGCCGCCGCUCUACCCCGACCUGCUGCACCACCGCGACCUGCACGACGCCGCCGCGCACGAUGCGCUCGCCGUCUUCACCUGCAUAUUAGUCGCGCGGCACUGUUUCUCCCUGGAGGAUUUCGUGCGGCACGCGGCCCUGCCGUCGCUGGUGAAGGCUUGCGGCGGCGGCGCGGCCGGCAACCCCGCCAACGCGCCCUCGCCGGACACCGGCGCGCGCCUCACCUGCCACCUGCUGCUGCGACUCUUCAAGACCAUCGACACGCCUCAGCCGGGGUUGUACUCGGUGUCGACGUCGCCGGGGCCGGGCGGCGGCGCGGCGGGCGUGCGCCUCUCCUGCGACCGCCACCUGCUGGCCGCCGCGCACAAGAACAUCGGCGUGGGGCCCGUGCUCGCCACUCUCAAGGCUAUACUCAUGGUGGGCGACUCAACGGCGCGUGAUAACGGCAAGUCGGGCGGCAAGAAGUCGUGCGAGCUCUCGCACAUCCUGGGCACGAGCGACGCGGCGCCCGCCGACGCGCAACUUGACCUCAUAUCGAUAGACUCAGAGAUGAGUGGGGGCCAUAGAACUCCUAGGGGUAGCGGCGGCGUCGGGUCCACGUUAUUAGAUUCGUCGCAGUCGCUGUCCUCGCUGGCGAGGCACGUGCUGCAGGAGAUCUGCUCCGAGGAGUGGGUGCUGCAGAAAUGUCUCCAGAACCCGGACGAGUUGUACCAGCCCGACAUGCUCCUCGACUCCAUGCUCACGCCGCGCCAGGCGCAAAGACUGCUGCAUAUGAUCUGUUACCCCGACUCGGCCAGCCACACGCAGCCCGAUCUCGACCAGAAGACCAUGGUCACUCGUCUGCUAGAGAAUCUCGAACAGUGGUCGCUGCGCAUGUCGUGGCUGGACCUGCAGCUGAUGUUCAAGCAGUUCGCGAGCGGCUCGUCGGAGCUAAACGCGUGGCUGGAGAUGGUGGCGCGCGCCGUGGUGGCCGUGUUCCAGCAGCCAGCGCCGCCGCCGCCCGACAAGGACAGGACGGGCACGGACCGCGGCGUGGUCAGCACGAGCAAGUGGUCGGAGUCGGUGUGGCUGGUGGCGCCGCUAGUGGCCAAGCUGCCCGCCGCCGUGCAGGGCCGCGUGCUCAAGCAGGCUGGACAGAUUUUAGAGACCGGUUGGGGCACCGGCUGUAACGGCGGCUGCAACAACGGCGGCGGCGCCAGCUCGCAUCGCGACUGCAAAAGCCACCAGAGCCCAAGCUACAAGGGGUCGUCAAGCAGCAACAGCGGUGGUAAGCGCGGCGUGAGCGGCACCAGCUGCGCCGGCACUAGCUGCUCGUGCCGCACUGGCAGCGCAGUGCGGCUCGCCAACGAGCCGCUGCUAUCGCUAGUGCUCACCUGCCUGCGCCACCAGGACGAUCAAAAGGAGAGCUUGCUAAGCUCCAUCCACGCACAACUGCAGCACUACCUGACACACGCGCGCGAGCACGAGCGCGGCGCGGCGUGCGGCGACGCGUGGCAGGAGGAGGCGGCGCCCGAGGCGCUGCAGCUGCGCUUCUCGCUCGCCGGCGGCAUGUUCGACGCCGUGCGCCGCUCCUACCAGCUCACAUCCGACUGGGCCGUGCUGCUGGCGCAGCUGCUCACCAACCAGCUGGUCGACGCCUACAACAACAGCGAUCUAUUCACGACUCUGAUCGACAUGCUGGCGACGCUGAUCCACUCGACGCUGGCGGAGGGCUGCGACGACAAUAACCGCAAGCACUACCAGAACCUGAUGAAGAAGCUGAAGAAGGAGAUCGGCGACCGUCACGGCGGCGCCGUGCAGAGCGUUCGCCAGCUGCUGCCGCUCUCCAAGAACACCAUCGUCGAGGUCAUCGCGUGCGAGCCGCUCGGCCUCGUCAUCGAUCAGAAGGGCAAUAAGAUUACCGGCUUUGAUAACGAUAACAAACAGGGCCUGCGACUGACGGACAAGCAGCGCGUGUCGGGCUGGGAGCUGGUGGAGGGCGGGCGCAACCCCGCGCCGCUGUCCUGGGCCUGGUUCGCCGCCACCAAGGUGGAGCGCAAGCCACUCACCUACGAGAACGCGCACAGGUUGCUGAAGUACCACACGCACAGCCUGGUGAAGCCGCUCAGCUACUACCUGGAGCCGCUGCCGCUGCCGCCCGAGGACCUGGACAACAACGACAGUAAACAGGACUGUGGAAGCUUCGAUUCAAGUCCAACUGGUUCUGGAAAAGGUCGCAAGUUACCUUGUAGUAAGAAAAUUAUUAAUAAGAAACCAAAAGUUACUACACCGACGAACGGGCAGGGCGCCGUGGCGGGCGCGGGGCUGGCGCCGGCGCCGGCGCAGCAGCCGCAGUUCAUGCAGCAGCAGCAGCAGCAGUGGUUCCCGCCGCACUCGCAGAAUUACUACAACCCACAAGUGGGAGCCAAUCCACGCGGCGUGGCGCCGCCCGCCAACACGCAGUCCAAGCAGGCGCUGAGCCACAUGCUGCGCCAGCGCGUGCCCUACAACCAAAUGUCGCAGAUGCAGGGGGCCGGUUAUCCUGGAGCUCCGCAUGCGCGAGGGCCUUUCCCGCGGCAGGGCAUGCGCCAGAUGCAGCCUAACCAAAUGGGGCAAAUGGGGCCAUCUAAUCAAAUGAAUACAAUUGGUGCAAUGGGAGGGAUGGGCCCGAUGGGCCAAAUGGGCGGAGUCCAGAUGGGUGCCGGUCAAAUGGGAGCCGGGCAGAUGGGUGCCAGUCAAAUGGGAGCCGGGCAGAUGGGUACCGGUCAAAUGGGAGCCGGGCAGAUGGGCGCCGGCCAGAUGGGCGCGAGCCAGAUGGGCGCGGGCCAGAUGGGAGGCGGGCAAAUGGGCAACAUGGGCGGCCAGAUGUUCGGCGGGCAGUACGGCGGCAUGCAACAGGGCUACGCAGGCUACGGCCAGCAGAUGAUGCAAGGUGGCCAGCAACAGAUGAUGAAUCAGGGAAUGGGGCAAGGCGUCAGUCAAAUGGGGCAGCAAGUAAACACAAUGAACCAAGGGGUUGGCUCCAUUGGGCAGAACGUCGGGCAGAUGAAUCAGGGCGUCGGGCAGUCGGGCCAGAUCGGCCAAGGCAUGGGCCAGAUGGGCCCGAGCAUGGGGCAGAUGGGACAAACAAUGGGGCAAAUGGGCCAGAUGGGCCAGGGCGGAGGAAUGGGUUCCAUGACGAACCAAGGCAACACUAUGGGACCGCAAGGCAGCAAUACUAUGAGUGGCUUCCCUGGUCAACAAACGUUCCAACAGAAUAUGAUGGGAGGCCGAUCCAGUCAAGAAGCACAAUACCUAGCGCAGAGGCAAAAUGCGCGACCUCAGUACAUGCAGGCGCCGAACGUUACGAUGGGCGGCAUAGGCGGGCCGGCGCCGCCGUACCCGCGCGGCAUGCAGCCGCAGACCUCGGCACAGUACCAGCAGAUGUCGCAGCAGCAGCAGCGCAUGCGCCAGCAGAUGCUCGCCAUGCAGCAGCAGGGCCCGCUCGUCCAGCACCUGCAGCGCAACCAGUACCAGCCGCCCUACUGACUGCCGCGACACUAGCCUCCACCACCACCUCAUAAUAGUAAUAACGACAAUAUUCCCGAUCGAGUAUCGCUCGAUCUCGCGGGUUACUACUGUUCCUGAUAAAAUGUUCACAUGAAU
Messenger RNA from Cydia strobilella, 7702 nucleotides. It is a transcript of the gene kto, whose product is annotated as mediator of RNA polymerase II transcription subunit 12-like. The coding region runs from base 170 to 7585 and encodes 2471 amino acids. The record is from RefSeq and is a predicted model, not a curated record. NCBI's taxonomy places the organism in Eukaryota, Metazoa, Arthropoda, Insecta, Lepidoptera, Tortricidae. Gene Ontology annotation, biological process: regulation of transcription by RNA polymerase II. The transcript is spliced from 48 exons. Gene Ontology annotation, molecular function: transcription coregulator activity. Gene Ontology annotation, cellular component: mediator complex.